AUGCCCAACAUGUUCAAUAGAAACAAGCGAAUAUGUAACCAACAAACGAAAUGUGAUUCGGGCUUAAUUUCUUAUACCGAUUCUGACACCUCCGUUUCGGAUUCGUUAAGAGAGAAAUAUAAGGGGUACAGGCGUAAAAAAGAAGAAAAUAAUGUCAAAAGAAAGGACCCGAGAAAAAAUCGGCGAAUUUUCAAAAUAGAUGACGAGGAUAAUAACGUCAAAAGAAAGGAUAUAAGAAAGAAUCAGCGAACUUCCGAUGGCGAAGAUGAGGAUAAUAACGUCAAAAGGAAAGAUCUAAGAAAAAAUCAGCGAAUUUCCGAGAAUGAAGAAAAGGAUAAUAUCGCUAAAAGAAAGAAUAUAAAAAAAUAUCAGCAAACUUCCGAUGACGAGAGUGCAGCAAAGUCCAUAAACCAGAAAAAGUCAAAAGAUCGUCGAAUGUAUUCUGAAAGUGACGACGCAGAAGAAAGUAUGGUAAUAAAUAUUUAAGUCGUCGACGUUCUGAUGGCCCGUUGAUUAAUACCGAAUCCGUUGGAUUCAAGCGGUAUAAAAAUUUGGACGAAAUGGACAAA
This is a messenger RNA of Rhizophagus irregularis DAOM 181602=DAOM 197198, 569 nucleotides long. Lineage: Eukaryota; Fungi; Glomeromycota; Glomeromycetes; Glomerales; Glomeraceae. The record is from RefSeq and is a predicted model, not a curated record.